GCCCACGAGGGGCGGUCACCGCACGUAAUAAUGAGUUAAGACAGCGGCGCCGCGGUGGCAGAACGGCUGAUAGAAUCGGGCUGGUAGAACCCGGCUGCCCGUCGACCGGCCUCUCACCGCCGUGGAGUAUGGCCCAGGGGCGGCCGGGCAGUCACAGCGCAUCGGGAGCCGGCCGGGGGCUGCAGCUGUUGGCCGCCGCCUGCUUGCUGCUCUUACCCGGCGCGGUGCUGCAGGUUGAGAUCCGCCCACUCAUUGAAGACGAGCAGCUGCUGUGGAUCAGGGGUGUCAUUGGCGAAGUCAACACCUUCAGGAUCCCACUCAUCGCGAUCACCCCCUCUAAUAAACUCAUUGCCGUGGCCGAGGCAAGAAAAUAUUCGUCAGCUGACAUUGGUGCCAAGUUCAUUGCCAUCCGCACGUCCACUGAUAAAGGUGUCACCUGGAGUCCAACCACCUUCCUGGACAACGACGGCUCAAAGAUCGACGGCCUGAACCUGGGGGUGAUACUGGUCGACGAGGAGGUGGGCCGCAUCUUUAUCGUCUUCACGAUGUGUGCCCACUACUACCGUUGCAAUGUCUCCAGCACGCUCCUGAUCGAGAGCUGCGACGACGGGCGGACGUGGAGCAAACCCAGAAACCUGUCACAUGUGAUCGGGACGAAGGUGUUCAUGCCGGGCCCCGGAUAUGGGAUCCAGAAAAAGUACCCGCCGAACAAGGGCCGCUUGAUCGCCUGCGGGCACGGAACAAUCAAGGAAGACGGGAUAUUCUGCAUUCUGAGCGACGACCAUGGCAAGACUUGGAGGAAUGGCGGGAGCCUGAAGGGAAUUCCAUACAAUCAGCCGAAGAGACGCAGCGACUUCAACCCGGACGAGAACCAGCCCUAUGAACUUCCAGAUGGCUCCGUGGUGAUCAACGCAAGGAACCAGAAUUUCUACCACUGUCACUGUCGAAUAAUAGUGAAGAGCUAUGAUGGCUGUGAGACGCUUCCCGUGGAAAGCGUGUUCUUCGACGAGACCCUGAUUGACCCGGCCGUAGCGGCAGGAGCCUUGAUCAAAAACAACGUUGUUUUCUUCAGCAAUCCCGCCAACCCUUCUGAACGUGUAAAUCUGACCCUCAGAUGGAGUUAUGAUCACGGGAAGACGUGGGAAAAUAAGAUGUUGAUCUGGAGUGGUGCCAGUGGUUAUUCCUGCAUGACGACCUUCAGCAAUUCGAGCAAUGAUAAGUACAUCUUCCUGGUGUUCGAGAAGGGGAAGGUGGACACCAGGGAAUCCAUUUCAUUCAUGAAGAUUGGACUCGUUUGACAGAGAGUCCCCAUGUCGCUUCUUGUCACCUUGUGGGGAAAGAGUUUGCAAUCUCAAUGAGUCUUAAUCAAUGCUCGUUACCAGAAAGAAAUUUUCUUUCAACUUUGCCCAAGUUGAUUGAUUUUCAUUGCCUGAUAGCAAAAUGGGUUUUCCCUCUUUGAAGAUGAAAUCAAUGUUGUAAAACUUUAAAUUUCCUUUUACUAAUCUCUGUAACCAAUCAGAUCCAUUCCUCUCAAGGCUGUGCUGCAUUUUGUCCUCUGAUGAGAGCUUGGUCCUUUUGACAGCAUCUUCGGAUCUACAAGGAGAUAGUUAACGAAUCUGUUGCUUUCGAUGUUUUACUUGGGUCAACAGCUUGAUGGGAAGGCUGUUGAUGUGAAUACCCAUCAGUAUGUCUUCAGUGCAGUGGUUCCUAAUCCUUUUUUUUUAAUGCCAUGGACCAAUACCGUUAAGCAAAGGGUUGGGAUCCCCUGCGUCAACGUGUGCAUAGAGAGAGAGUUCCAUCUGCCACCCAAAUUUGGCAAGACCAAAUUUGUCCGCUGGGACCCAUUCCUAGCUAUUGACACUAGAGUCGGUAUUUUCCAGUAGGGAAGAGCUUUGGGAAUACUGCGGGAAAACCCACUAAGAAGACAGAUUCUUUUAAGAGAUGUUGGCAGAAAAUGAAGACACUGGGAGCUGCUAUUUUAUGUGACUUUAAAAAAAACAGUUGAAUAAAGUGCCCUUAGUUAUUUUACUAUAGUCUGUAGAUCUGAGAUGGUGCUCCUCAAAGUGGCGUCUGCUGAGCAGACAGAGUCAUCAAAAUAAAAUCUUUACACGAUGAAAUCUCAGGGACUCUGGCUGAUGAAUCAGGUGCUGGUACAAAAUGCACAUUCUCCAUGGGAAAUGAGAAAUAAUCGAGGCUCAAUGAAUGGCGACAGCAUUCUCGGGCAGCUGAGUGUUCACAAAAACAGUUGUGGAUUUUGCUCAAAGCUUUGGUGAUUUGCCUUAUCCAGAGCUGAGCACAUUCGGAGGCCAAGUGACAUGGCAGUAAGCCUCUGCUGCGGACAUCCUGAAUAAAACUGCCAAAGUGGUCAUCAAGGUUUGGUCCCCACUUUCUCCAACAAGAUCUUAGCAUUGUGAUAUAGAGAAGGAAAGCGUAAGCUGGCUUUUUCCAGAGGUCAUGGGUUAAGAGGAGAUGAGUGAAAUGUUUAAGAGGAACAUGGGGGAACUUCUUCGCUCAGAGGGUGGUCACAGCAUGCAUGGUGGACGUGCAUUCAAUUUCAACGUUGGACAGAUUCAUGGAAUGGGAGGGGGAUCGGGGGCUUAUGGUCCAAGUGCAGGCUGGUGGGUCUGGGCAGAAUAAUAGGCAUGGACUAGAUGAGUCGAAUAUGCUAUAGAAUUCUAUGACUUGAUAACCAUUGCCUUGAUGACAAUACAUUCAAAUGGAGUAAGGUUCUUUUUGAGCAGUUGACAAGAAGACAGGACAAAAAUACAUCUAGAGGGAAAAGCAAAUAACAUUUGUUGAGUCAAUAUUUUUAACAAGUUUUACAAAGAUGAUGGGCAUUAUUGUUCCAGGGUUAAAAGGCCUCAGUACAGUGGAUAUGGGCAGGACGUUUCCUAUAGUGGGGUGGUGGGGGGGGGGGUGGUGUUUGAUGACCAAAGGACACAGACUCAAAAUAAAGGGAUGUCGAUUUAGAACAAAUGAGGAUGAAUUUCUUUAGCCAGAGGUUGGUGAAUCUGUGGAAUUCUUUGCCAGAAAUGGCUGUGGAGGGCAAGUCAUUAGGUGCAUUUAGGCAGAGGUUGAUAGAUUCUUGAUUAGUCAGGCCAUAAAGGGUCACAGGUUUAAGUCAGGAGACUGGGGCCGAGAGGGAAAAUGGAUCAGCCGUGAUGAAAUGGUGGAGCAUGCUCGUUGGGCCUAAUUCUUCUCCUAUAUCUUAUGGUUAAGGUAAAUUUCCCUCCACAGAGAAAACAUCUGAAUCUCAGCAAUAAGAUUGGGACAAGGAACGUUUCCCAGUACAAAAAAACAUUGAUUUCCUUUACCCAGUGGUGCUAACAUAAUUACGGAUCACUCAUUGUGAUUAUGACUUAAACUAUGCGCAGUUACCUCAGAAUAAAAUGGGAGUCUGACUACAAUAA
Mobula hypostoma (lesser devil ray) is the source of this 3410-nucleotide messenger RNA. It is a transcript of the gene neu1, whose product is annotated as neuraminidase 1. Gene Ontology annotation, molecular function: exo-alpha-sialidase activity. Gene Ontology annotation, cellular component: cytoplasm; membrane; intracellular membrane-bounded organelle. The coding region runs from base 129 to 1298 and encodes 389 amino acids. The transcript has 6 exons. Gene Ontology annotation, biological process: oligosaccharide catabolic process; ganglioside catabolic process. Lineage: Eukaryota; Metazoa; Chordata; Chondrichthyes; Myliobatiformes; Myliobatidae. The record is from RefSeq and is a predicted model, not a curated record.